Cydia amplana is the source of this 695-nucleotide messenger RNA. RefSeq names its product putative cysteine proteinase CG12163. Bases 129 to 695 code for a protein of 188 amino acids. The record is from RefSeq and is a predicted model, not a curated record. Gene Ontology annotation, molecular function: cysteine-type endopeptidase activity. Lineage: Eukaryota; Metazoa; Arthropoda; Insecta; Lepidoptera; Tortricidae. The transcript has 5 exons. Gene Ontology annotation, cellular component: lysosome.
AUAUAGAAGAUGUUCCGCAUUUUGAUUGGAGGGAAUGCGGCGGGGUAAGUCCGGUGAAGGACCAAGGUCAUUCGUGUUCUUCUUGCUGGGCCUUUAGUGCUAUUGCAAAUAUCGAGAGUCAGUUUUGGAUGCAAGGUCGCCACUACAUCCUUUCAGAGCAGUUCCUAUUAGAUUGCAACACUAUGAAUGCCGAUUGCAAUCACACGGUCAGCGUUGUCCACACUUUUGCUGAUAUAAUAACGAAUCUCGGCGGUGUGCCGUUCGAGUCACACUACCGGCCUUACAGUGGAUCAAAGUGGCAUUGUCCGCAGCACAAGCCUCGGUUGGUAAACGUGAUUGGGCUGAAGCGACUCAGGCCAGGAGAUGAGGAUGCAAUGGUCCAAGCUUUAAGGGAAAAUGGGCCUCUUUCUGCUGGUAUUAACGACAAAAUGAUGUUAAGCCCUCGCGGCUCUACAGAUAUAGAUGAACCCACGGAGGAUCAGUGCCCGCCGGAAGGUCGGAACCACGCUGUCCUUAUAGUUGGCUACAGCGUCGCUUAUAGUCCUGAUGGUCGAACGGUGCCAUAUUGGAUCAUCAAGAACUCUUGGGGGACGGACUGGCCGCAAGGGGACCAGGGGUACUACUACCUCCGCCGAGGGACCAACGCCUGCGGCAUCGCCAUGGACGUGUCUUACGCUAAUGUUGCAGUAGAUUAA